AUGUCAACCACUGACAUGAUCAGCACCACCCUGGACAGUGGGGAACAAAUUGUCAAUCACAACCUGGGAUCACAUCACGAAUUUUUCUAUAAAAACUGUCUAUGCAGGUUAAACUUUGUUUUCCUUCUUUGGAUCUCAAUGACAUUCGUGUGCUCGGGUUACCCCGUUGGCCCUUCCAAGAGCAACAAUCCUUUUUAUUUGAAUUGCCAGCUGUAUGGAAAAUCUGAUUAUUGCCUGCUCCUGCUGAACAGCUGCUUAGCCAAGGUGGGCAGGGAUGAAGAACUGGCUCUUUUAAAGCCUCACCUGGAGACACCUCUCGACAAAAGGUCCUUUCGCAACGGCGUGGGAUCGGGAAUUAAAAAAACUUCCUUUCGAAGAGCAAAGUCAUGAACAAGUGCCCCCAGCCACGGCCCCCAUUUUGACAUCUGAUGUUUAACUUUGUGCUUAAAGAGUUAUUUUGAUGCUUUUCUAGGAUCAGACCAGCCCGUGUCCUCAGCAUGUAACCGGGUGUUUGUUCCCGAGCGCUCGAGCCGAGCGGAGCAGAUGGGAUUGCUCGGAACGGGCUUUGUUCUCCAAGUUACAGUGUCA
Molecule: messenger RNA, 588 nt
Organism: Manacus vitellinus (golden-collared manakin)
Lineage: Eukaryota; Metazoa; Chordata; Aves; Passeriformes; Pipridae
Gene: NPS
Product: neuropeptide S
Exons: 3
Coding region: 1-390 (129 amino acids)
Biological process (GO): positive regulation of synaptic transmission, GABAergic; neuropeptide signaling pathway; positive regulation of action potential
Cellular component (GO): extracellular region
Source: RefSeq, a predicted model, not a curated record